UUUGCGGCUCGGUUAGGAAGGAGUUAAGUAGAAGCCCCGCCCUCUGAGGGGCUGGGGGACGAAUGAGAGACGAGUGGGCGGGGCCGGGAUGGAAUGUUGUGAAAGUGGCCUUAGAACGCUGUGUAACAGCUGCUGCUUGGCAGCCUGAGAGAGAGAGAGAGAGAGACACAAGUAGAGAAAUAGAUGAAUAGACCCAGAUAGGUAGCUAGAAAUAAGCGCAGAGGGAUCAGAAAGAAAUGGAAAUCAAAAUAAAGAGAGAAAGAGAGAGCUCAAGAUAGACACACACAGAGAAAGAGACCAACAUAGAAGUACUGAGAGACGAAAGGCGAUCAAGCCAGAUAUGUACCCAGAAAGAAAGUCAGCAAGAGAAAAAUAGAGGAUUGGGGGAGAAAAAGAUAUUAAUGUAGUUUAAUAGAGAGUGAUAGAAGAGGAGGUGAGUGGAGAGCAAGAAGAAAUUAAUCAUGGAGUAGAGAGGAGGACACGGAAACAGAGAGAAAAUAGGCAGGCAGAGAGAAAGGUGACUGGGUACAGUAACUAGGACAUAUUCUGUAUAAAUAUGUACAUGCCAUACAGGCACACAGAGGUAGAGGGGGCUAAUUACAUAAGAUAAGACUAGAGAGCAUAGUUCUUCAUACACCCAUAGAAGUGGGAGAAAAAAAACUCCCCAUACACACACAGAAAUAACUCUCCACUCAGAGAGAAAGGGCUAACCAAAGGGGAUAAAGAGAAAGAGAGAGCUUAAUAAGAGGCAGAAAGAGCAGAGAGCUUACUCCUAAAAGACCUCCAAAAGACUCUAAUGAGACUGAGGAUGUCAGUAUAACUCUGAUCAAUUAGUGACCAAGAGCUGGUUUGAUUAUCUGUGGAAAGGGCAUGGGGACAUGCCUUCAGCACUGCGAUCUCUUUAACUGGAAAUGCUCCCCAAACACAGCAAGAAGCUAGAAGUCAAAGCUCCACAGACAGAACAAUCGAAGGAUAGCAGAUUGGAGCCCCGGCUGCUCUCUUGAAGCUCUUCAAUGGCAGUGGAAGUGGUGAUCUUUAUCUAUGGACCAUUGAAGGUAAAGGGGAGACUGAGAUUAAAAGCUGUCAGAAGUGGAAAGGAAAAGAUUUCUAAAUGAGAGCAUUAGAGUGAGCCACUCAGAGAGACAUUUAUCUGCUGCAUGCAGGAAAGUGUAAACUUUUGAUACAUAGAGAAGUCUGAAGGGGCUAGGGCAAAAAAUCCUACAUCUGAACUAAAACAGCAAAAUGUGGGGGAGCUGAUUAAAAUGACACAGAGUAUUAACCCAAGAGAAAGGAAUGGUGUAACCUUUCUCUCCAGGGGUUUAAGAGCCAGGCCAACCAGUGGUAGAAAAAUGAUUAUUGCUUAACACAGUUUCAUGCUGAAAUAAAUAUUGCAUUGUAGAAGACAGAAUCAGACAGUUUGGAAAUCUUGUACAGCGUUAAGAAAUUGAAGGGUUCAGAACCGAAUGGUGCUGGGGAAGCUUUGCUAUUAAAUCUCCAUGGGAGGAGAACAGAUUUUAAAUAAGAAAAGCAAGAAGAGUCCAAUUUGACGUGUGUGGUGCUGGAAAUGCUGGAAGAGCCUACAGGUUAAUAUAGUGCUCCGAAGUCCUGAAAGAGACAGGUUACAAAACACAUGCUCCAAAUUGCUCCCACUCCAGUUUGAAGCUGGCAUUGGCUAGUGGACUUUGGAGUGCGAACUGAGCCCACUGGAAUGAUCUUCCUUUCUGAAUCUACCUGCUGACUAAGUUCACCUACUCCUGGUUCAAAUGAGGAGUCAGGGGCCCAGGUGAACAUAUGCAGACCAGGAAGAAAUACAUUUUCAUAACUUUCUUUGCCUCUUGGCUUCUGCUUUUCUUCUUUGGAGGAGACCAACUAAGACGCCUGGCCUUCCUCACCAGAAAGAAAGCCGCAGUGCUGAAGAACUGGCCCCGCUGGACGGACAGGUCCCUCCUCAAGAGCUUUGCAGAUCCCGAAGAACUUCAGAGCAAUGGAGGCCACCACAAACAAUCUGCCAAAGCCAGAAGGGAGUCAAGAAUGAACAUCUAUAAGCACAGCAGGUGCCGCAUGGAAACUUGCUUUGAUUUUUCGAGGUGUGAGAAACAUGGUUUCAAGGUCUUUGUCUACCCCAUGGAGAGAGAGGACUCGGUGUCAGAAAGUUAUCUCAAAAUAAUCACAUCCAUUGAGGAGUCCCAAUACCACACCUCCAACCCAGAAGAAGCCUGCCUCUUUAUCCUAAAUAUUGAUACUUUGGAUAGGGAUCAUCUCUCCAUCCAGUACGUUCACAGCAUCAACGAUAAAAUCCAAGGUUUCCCUCUAUGGAAUGACGGCCAAAACCAUCUGAUAUUUAAUCUUUACUCAGGCACCUGGCCGAAUUACACAGAGGAUCUGGGCUUCGACAUUGGCCAGGCCAUCCUGGCCAAGGCAAGUUUUUAUGUUGAGAACUUCAGGCCCGGCUUUGAUAUCUCCAUCCCUUUGUUUUCGAAGGAGCAUCCUCAGAAGGGUGGAGAGAGGGGCUGGCUGUACCAGAACUCUGUGCCUCCUAAGAAAAAGUACAUGUUGGCUUUUAAAGGGAAAAGGUACCUGACUGGCAUUGGUUCUGACACCAGGAAUGCAUUACACCAUAUCCAUAAUGGCAAGGAUAUCAUCUCCCUGACCACCUGCAAACAUGGCAAAGACUGGGAGAAACACAAGGACAUACGCUGUGACAAGGAUAACUCUGACUAUGAAAAGUUUGACUAUCAGGAGUUGCUGCACAACUCCACCUUCUGCAUCAUCCCCCGCGGCAGGCGGCUGGGCUCCUUCCGCUUCCUGGAAGCACUGCAGGCUGCUUGCAUCCCAGUGCUGCUCAGUAACGGCUGGGAGCUGCCGUUCUCCGAAGUGAUCGACUGGAGUAAAUCGGCCAUUGUCGGGGACGAGAGCUCCUCCUGCAGGUUCCCUUCCACCGUGCGCUGUAUCCCUAGUGACAAGAUCCUGGCGUUCCAGCAGCAAACCCAGUUCCUGUGGGAAGCAUAUUUCUCCUCUGUGGAGAAAAUAGUGCAAACCACCCUUGAGGUGAGCCACAAGCUUCUGGAUCGGGUAUUUCGUCGAGAAUCCCCGCUCCAAGUUCUUGUGGACACCCUGCCUGGGGGACUGCUGGCUCUGCCGGAGUAUUACCACCUCGGCGACUUCCCUUUCUACCAUCUGCAGCAUGGGUCCAGCCCCUCUGGCAAGUUCACAGCUUUCAUCCGGGCCGUCUCCCCUGUGGUCUCCCUCUCCCAGCCCAUCCUCAAGCUCAUCCAGGCUGUCUCCAGAUCCCAGCACUGCGCCCAGAUCCUAGUCCUGUGGAGCUGCGAGAAGCCUCCCCCACCGAGGGGGAAAUGGCCCCAGACCGCAGUGCCUUUGACAGUCAUUCACGGUCGGCGGAAAGUAAGCGACCGUUUCUUCCCGUACUCGGCCAUCGGGACAGAUGCGGUGCUGAGCCUGGAUGAACACACCAGCCUGUCGACCAGCGAGGUUGACUUUGCCUUUGUGGUGUGGAGGAGUUUCCCUGACCGCAUUGUUGGGUUCCCCAUGCGGAGUCACUUCUGGGAUUCCAGCCAGAGCCAGUGGGGCUACACCUCCAAGUGGACCAACGAGUUCUCCAUGGUUCUCACCGCAGCUGCGUUCUAUCACAGGUAUUAUCACAGUCUCUUCACCAAUUACCUGCCUGCCAGCCUGAAGAGCCUGAUUGAUCAGCUCUCCAACUGUGAAGACAUCCUGAUGAACUUCCUAGUGUCUGCCGUCACCAAGCUACCUCCCAUCAAAGUGACCCAGAAGAAGCAGCACCAGGAGAGGUCUAAGAGUGUGGCCGUCUCCAGCGGGAACCUGCAGUUCUCCCAGCGCCAGGACUGCCUCAACCAGUUCGCAGCCUGGUUUGGCUACAUGCCACUGGUGCACUCGCAGCUCCGCCUGGACCCUGUGCUGUUCAAGGACCAGGUGUCCGUGCUGCGCAAGAAGUACCGGCACUUAGAGAAACCCUAGCGCCAGGGAGAGCCCAGCAGAGCCCUUGGGAAGCAGAGCUGGAGAGGAGGCAGCCGCUGUGCUGGACGUAUUAUUCCCAUGCUCCUAGGAUACCGGACUGAGCUGGGAUUCCAGUGCUACAGACUUUAACGUUACUGAUCUAGCCGCCGUUACAGCCACGCGAACGGGAAUCCCAGUGGGGCCUGGGGAAGCAUUCCUUGCUUAGACCUCUCUAAUGCUGGGCUCUGAGUGGGAUACACUCACGUUAACAGUAGCUGGCGAGAUACUGGAAGGAAUUGCGGUCUUUAUUGGGUUUUACCAGUACAAAUAAAGGUUUGCAGGAACGACGGGCUCUUCCAUUUCU
This is a messenger RNA of Dermochelys coriacea (leatherback sea turtle), 4339 nucleotides long. RefSeq names its product exostosin like glycosyltransferase 1 (gene EXTL1). Gene Ontology annotation, molecular function: glycosyltransferase activity. The record is from RefSeq and is a predicted model, not a curated record. Lineage: Eukaryota; Metazoa; Chordata; Testudines; Dermochelyidae. Gene Ontology annotation, cellular component: membrane.